CUUCGUGUUUGUGUUGGUGAUGUGCAGUGUGGGAGGAGGGACAGGGAGGAAUUGAGGAGUGUUUGGAGGAGAGACAGCGGCGGCAGCAGCCAGGGAGGACUGGCAGUGUGAGGAGGACAGGCGCGUUGUUCCCCGUGUGGUGGCGGCGCUGAUUUCAUGUGGAAGAGGAAGAAAGCAGCAGUCUCCUGUUACUCUUAAACGGAUUUUAUUGAUUGUCUCUCGGCAAAAUGUGCACUCCGUGUUGUAUCUCGCAGCUGGCCUGCUGCUGCGGCUCAGCGGCCUGCUCGUGCUGCUGUAACUGCUGCCCCAAGAUCAAACAGUCCAAAGGGACCCGAAUCAUGUACGCCCUCUACUUCCUGCUGGUCACCAUCAUCUGUGUCAUCAUGAUGUCCCCCACUGUGGAGGAGCAGAUGAGAGACAAUAUCCCCUUCUACAGUGAGUUGUGUGUGAAGAUUAAUGCAGGGGAGAACUGCAAAACUCUGGUGGGCUACUCUGCCGUCUACAAGGUGUGCUUCGGCAUGGCCUGCUUCUUCUUAUUCUUCGCUAUCUUCACCAUACGCGUCAACAACAGCAGAGGCUGGAGGGCGGCCGUGCAUAACGGGUUCUGGUUGCUGAAGUUUAUUGCGCUGGUGGCGUGCUGCGCUGGAGCCUUCUUCAUCCCAGAAGAGGAAACCUUUCUGGAAGUGUGGCGCUGCAUAGGAGCAGCUGGCGGGUUCAUUUUCCUGCUGAUCCAGCUCAUGCUUUUGGUGAAGUUCGCACACAGAUGGAACACAAACUGGAGUUCAGGAGUGAGGUACAAUCGUAUGUGGUAUGCAGCUUUGGCCUUUGUGACUCUGAUGCUGUUCAGCGUUGCGGUGGGGUUCUUGGUCUUGAUGGCUGUGUUCUACACCGACCCCGAGGCCUGUUUGCUUAACAAGAUCUUCCUGGGCAUCAACGGCAGCCUGUGCCUCGUCGUCUCCCUGUUGGCCAUCUCCCCGUGCAUCCAGAAACUGCAGCCCACAUCGGGCCUGCUGCAGCCCGGAGUCAUCAGUGUGUACGUCAUGUACCUCACCUUCUCAGCCUUCUCCAGCAAACCUAAAGAAAUAUUUGAAAGAAAUGGUGUGAACACAACCGUGUGUGUGUUUCCCUUCAACGCCGAGAAUGAGAGCGACAAGAAGAUUGUCACCGCUUUUGGAACCGUUAUCCUGUUUGGUUGCGUCCUUUACUCUUGCUUGAUGUCCACCACCAGACGAAGCUCUGCAGCGCUUCAAGUGUAUAGGACCAGUGAGCCAGAGACUGAGAGAGCUCGAUGCUGUUUCUGUUUUGGAGAUGACACAGACGACUAUGAUGGGGAGAACACUGGUGGGGGCCAGAAUGUGGUGAAUGACGAGCAAGAGGGAACCAUCUAUGGCUACGCCUUCUUCCAUUCUGUCUUCUUCCUCGGAUCCCUCUACGUCAUGAUGACCGUCACCAACUGGUUCCAUUAUGACGACCAUAAGAUUGAGCGGCUGUUAGAGGGGAGCUGGUCAGUGUUCUGGAUCAAGAUGGCCUCCAGCUGGGUCUGUCUCUUCCUCUACAUGUGUACCCUCGUCGCUCCCAUGGUCUUCCCGCAGCGCUUUGAGGCCUAGGACACGCACCACUACUCUAGAGUCGGGCUACUGAGAUUCUCGGGAUGUGGCCGGGCAGAAGCUCUCACGCUGAGCCAAGGAACCAGCCCCCCCCCCCCCCCCCCCACAACCCUACACUACCCUCAGCAUUGGAAAUGGAGGAUUCUCUGUUGCCUUUUGUUUUAUAUGCUAGUGUUUUAUUUGACUUUGUUUUACAAUGUUAAUACCUUGAUGGUAAUGUUGUUAUCUUUUACUACCACUUACUCAUGGAGUUUUGUAUUACUUACAGAUUUGAAAUUGCUUAAAGAAUCAUGGGAGUUAAGUUACAUCGUGAAAUCGUAAGAAGCAUCCGGACCCUGUAGAGUCCUUCAUCAUUUCAGAUUUGAAAGUAUAUUUUGUAAGUAUUUCCUGUGCGUGUCAGUUUUUCUCGGAUUCUCGCUUUUACUCUCAGCCAGGCAUUUCCGUUCUGUACAGUUGGACCAUAAAGUUGUAGCAAAGUUUUGGAGACAAACGUAUUUCAGAUUUAAAGAAAUUGUAUUUAUUUAAGUGCGUCUUAAGUAAUCAGGAAUCAUUUUGUGAAGGAACGUGGUGUGAAAUUGAAUUGGAUUGGUCCUCGACUCUGUUUAAAAACUCAUCUCUCAGGCUCGCAUGUAAGCUGUUUAUGUUUGUGCUUUGUUAUAUUGCUCCCUUUUUGUAGAAGUUUUCUAUGCAACGGACAAGCUCUUUUCGAUAUUAUACCCAGUGUUGUGAAGUUUCCACUUAGAUUUCAACGAUUUUAUUAAUGUCCGUGCUCCCUUUGAGCCAGAUCUUUUCUUAGGAAAAUCUAUGUCAUCUGUACAACAUUUCCAGUCAUUGUUUUUGUACAGGGCAGUGCUCUUCAAAUCAACCUGCCUUACGUAAGAGUGACGUAAGUGGUGCGCCGCCUCUCUGGAAGAGCUGCCGUGACACAGCGAGGAAUGUUUGCCAAAGGUAGAUGUCAGAAAACAACCAACUACUCUAUCAGAACUGUUUGGUCAGUUAACGGAGAUAAAUAUAAGUAUACAUUAUGUAUUUGCAUGCACACACAGACACUUCAAUCAACUGUUUUCUGUACAGUUAUAAAGGCUUUUGUUACAUGUGUCCUCUCGUAAUGGUGGUCAGAUUAAGGCAGCAUUAGUGCUUUUAUUAGUGAGUUAAUCAACACUGGAUGUUGAGUUUACUGCCGAAUUACAGUUCACACAAAGACCUCCACCUGUUUGUUACAUGUGUAACGGAUUUUGUUUUUACAGUCAACUGCAAUUUGUUUGUUUCUCAUUCAUGAAUAAAUCAGUUUGUCUGAUUGUAUGACUAACAUGCUUUUUAAUAUGUACAUUUUGGCUUGAGUUCUGUGAUCUGUGGAAGGUUUCAUUCAAUUUAUGCUUUACAUACCUUUUUGUCAUGUCUCCAUUUUAACUUUUGGUAUGAAUGUAGAAAUUAAAUGGUGCUCUGUAGCUUUGAUAUAAAUCCCCCCCCCCCCCAAAAAAAAUAUAUAUCCCUAAAUCAGAUAGCAGGACCUGUGAAGGCUGUGUAUUACCAUAAGAUACAGGAACACCUUUGGACCAUGUAUGUUUGAAAUCAGAGAUGUGAUGCGUCAUGCAGUUCAUUGUUCACACGCUUUCAAUAAAGCCUCCAUUGAAUGCCA
Cottoperca gobio is the source of this 3246-nucleotide messenger RNA. It is a transcript of the gene serinc5, whose product is annotated as serine incorporator 5. Bases 228 to 1607 code for a protein of 459 amino acids. The transcript has 12 exons. Lineage: Eukaryota; Metazoa; Chordata; Actinopteri; Perciformes; Bovichtidae. The record is from RefSeq and is a predicted model, not a curated record. Gene Ontology annotation, cellular component: membrane.